AUGAAAUUAAAACGUGUUCGCGAUUCGCAACCUACAAGAAAUCUAAAAGUUUUGGAAGCCCAGGCUUUGAAGAAGACGGACUGGUGUAAAAGGCAACAGACAGUGUCACUGAAACGUGCGAUUGAAAACGACAAGAGUAUUUGUCAUGAAAGAAGAUUUUACAUCAGUUUUCCCUCUAAAUCAAGCCAUUCAAAUCAUCCCAUUGGCGGUGUUGCAGAGCUAGCACACCGAGUUGAUCCUAGACUGGUUCAAAAAAUCCACGAACUGGUAUCGGAAGGUGUGCGGAACCCCAAAGAGAUGAAAAGGCACUUAAAAAGUCAUGUAAAAAAAGAGCUUUUCAAUGGCGAAGCUGUACCCUCAACUGACAACCGUCGUUUCUUCCCUCGCAUGAAAGACAUCAGGAACCACAUAUACACUGCGACAGUGAAGCUGAGGURUUCAAAAAUUGACCAAGUCAAUGUGGAAGAAAAAAUAAAGGAGUGGCAAAAAGAAAAUGAGUUGCAGACCUUUUUCUUCCGAAAGUAUGCUGUCGUGAAAGCAGAUGAGGAGUCAAUACAUAAAACUGAUGUAGACGGAGCGGAAGGCACUACUGAAGAUGUCAAGAUCAACGAUAAAGAAAUUGCAGGAGACUCACUUCUUUUGGUGCACCAGACAGAAUGGCAAAAGAGGCUGCUUUCACGCUAUGGCAAUGAAAUGUGUCUUCUGGACGCGACCUACAAAACGACCCGCUACUCCUUGCCGUUGUUCUUUUUAGUUGUAAAAACUAACGUAGAUUACCAAGUAGUGGGUUCAUUUGUGGUCCAAAAUGAAACUACAGACGCCAUACGAGAAGCCUUGGAUAUCCUCCGAAAAUGGAAUCCCGGAUGGUCACCUAGGUUCUUCAUGGUGGAUAAAUGUGACGAGGAAAUUAAUGCAAUUGAGAGUGUUUUCACAGGUUGUAAGGCUUAUAUAUGUGAUUUUCACCGRGAGCAAGCGUGGGAACGAUGGGUAUCACUAACUGACCAUGGGGUAAGAAAUUAUCGUUCAGAAAUUCUUUCAAGRUUAAGGAGAAUCGCCAGAUCCUCGUCGGAGACAGCGUAUAAUCAAGCUGUUGAUGAUCUAAAAGCCAGUACGGUUUGGAAACAAAACCCGAAAGUCCAAGAUUGGUUUGAGAAGACUUGGCUUAAAGAUAGUAAGAGGUGGGCAAAGGCGUUUCGAACGGAGACUUUCAACGUCAUCAUCACAACCAACAAUGGUGUUGAAAGGCAAAACAGGGAAUUAAAACACUCCUACUUAAAAGACUACAAGGACAGCUCACUCAGUGGGCUUAUGUCUGUUCUAGUCAAUCAGUAUCUCCCAGACAAGUAUGAGAGGUACAUCGAGAAUAACAGCCGUUUAUCAAGUGGAUUUAAGAAAUACAGCCAAGAUAUACCAAGGUUUCUUCAUGACCGUCCACGAUUUCUGGCUAAACACUGUUUAGCUAGACUCACCUCCAGCGAAGACAUACUGUUUUCCAAUAUAGAUGUCAAAGAUGGAAACAAGGGAGUUUUCUCUGUGAAAUCCUCUUCAGCGAACGAAAUCUAUGAAGUACGAUUUGGUGAUGCACAUGACAUGCCAAGGUGCUCCUGCGAUGACUGGCGUGGUAACUUUCUGCCAUGCAAGCAUUUCUUUGCUGUAAUGAAAAAG
Molecule: messenger RNA, 1665 nt
Organism: Exaiptasia diaphana
Lineage: Eukaryota; Metazoa; Cnidaria; Anthozoa; Actiniaria; Aiptasiidae
Exons: 6
Molecular function (GO): DNA-binding transcription factor activity; zinc ion binding
Source: RefSeq, a predicted model, not a curated record